GGAGCCCCGGGGCCCUCCCCAAUCCCCUCGGCCGGGCCCCAGUGAGGCUGCGCUGCGGCUGCGGGGCCGGAUGGCCGAGCCCGCCCGCCCCGCUCCCCUCACUCGGGCGGCGGCCGGCGACGGGCGAGGAGCCGGGGCCGAGCCGGGAGAAGCAGAGCCAUGGUGUCAUGGAUCAUCUCCAGGCUAGUGGUGCUUAUCUUUGGCACUCUCUACCCAGCGUAUUAUUCUUACAAAGCCGUGAAAUCGAAGGACAUCAAAGAAUAUGUCAAAUGGAUGAUGUACUGGAUCAUAUUUGCGCUCUUCACAACAGCAGAGACGUUCACGGACAUCUUUCUUUGCUGGUUUCCAUUCUACUAUGAGCUCAAAAUAGCUUUUGUAGCUUGGCUGCUGUCUCCAUACACAAAAGGCUCCAGCCUCCUGUACAGGAAAUUUGUUCACCCAACACUGUCUUCAAAAGAAAAGGAGAUCGAUGACUGCCUCGUCCAGGCAAAAGACCGGAGCUACGAUGCCCUCGUGCACUUCGGGAAGCGGGGCCUGAACGUCGCGGCCACGGCGGCUGUCAUGGCAGCUUCCAAGGUCUCUCAGCUGCUUCAUUUACCAACUGACAUCAGUUACUUGUAUUUGGACCAGAAAAAAGGGCAGGGACAGGGAGCCUUGUCUGAGAGACUAAGGAGCUUUAGCAUGCAGGACCUCUCGACCAUCCGUGGAGACAGCAGCAGCACUGUUCCUCCGUCGGUCACUGUACGAACAAGUAGCAAACAGAGCCAGCCAAAACCAUCCAGAAGUGCAUCGGAAGGCACUGGCAGCUCAGCGUGCACGUGCUGCUCGGUGUGCCGACUCCUCCGAGAUGUGAAGGAUAAAUACGAUAAAUACGAGCAGCCCCGGCAGGCAAACUGUGAAACGCAAGGCUCUGUGUUCUCAGAUGAUGAGGACAACGCUUUGUUGGAUUGCGCAUCCACCAACAAAAGGCCCAAAAGGAAGGAUCAGCCCCUUGAGGCACCGCCUAGGACCCUCAGACCUCGCUUCAGGAAGAAAAGUACCUCGUCCUCUGCCACCGAAACAAUGAAACAGCAGCGGGAUGGAUGUGCUCAACGUGCGGCGCUGUAGACACGGCCUUUCUCUCUCUCCUCUCUCUGUACCCCGUCCCACGCUCCUCGCGCUGUCGGUGGCACGGUCAGGGCGGUCUGACGGAGCCCUGCAGAUUCAGAGCCCUCCUUUUGUUUGCAGAGCGUCCCCUUCCUCGUGCUAAUCCCGUCGGGCCGUGCAUUUACAGUUCUCGUGUGUGUCCGCGUGGCUCUGGCUCUGUGGAAGGCAAAAACACUCAGCUGCUCACGAUGCUACACGGACAGCGCGUUGAUUUGUGGCUUUACCAUUAAGGAAGGGGGCUUGGGGAAGCCACGGAUUUCUCUUCCCUCCCCUUCCUCCUCAAGGCAGUGGUGGUGGAACAAAUAUUUUGUUAUUCUGGCUGUUCAAAACGCCUCGUUAGGACUCGUUAGGGAAGGCCGAGCUGUGAUGUCGAUUCUCCUCCUGCAAGGAUUCUCUUCCUUUGAGCCAACCACCGCGCUAAAGAGCCAGAACUUAGAGAGGACGAGGAAGAGAGGUGCGAGGUGAAUGCUUUCAUCGAGGCGGUGAAAGGGGAGCCUGAAUUUUGAUCAGCCUGAGCCAGGAGAGCUUUGUGUGGAGAAUUUCCUUCUGGAGCAGGGGGUUGGUGAGAGCCGCAGUGUGUUUGUGUCCAUGUAGAUGUGUAAAAGGAGGGGAAGACGUCCUAGGGUUUGUGUAUUUGUGCUUGGUGUCUCUUGUAAGUGUUCCGCAUGUGAAUUCACACAUCCGUUAAGCGCGUGGCCCCUCGUGUUUGCUCUUGGCCCUAGACUAGCUGAAACCCUUCGCGUUACCCAGAACUGCCCUCACUGAGGGAUCCCUGCGCAGCCUGCACCACGAGCAGGGCUACUUGGCUACUGCAGGGGCAGCCCAGGAUGCCAACAGCCUGUUGGAAGGCAGCAGGCUCAGACAGAAAGCUGCAGUGGCCUUUGCUCUGCUGGAUGCGCAUCACGAUCCCGGCUGUCCCUGCCCGAGGCAGCCCCAAACUUUCCCCCAGAGCUUCCCAGGUAUGCGGGGAUGAGAGAAAUAGGCUGUGCGUGCACACAAAUAUUUUUCUGACCUGGCUGGGAAGUGGGAAAAGCAAGCAGGUGCUUCCUGAGUCUGCCACAUUUGGCCCCAUCGCCGGAGAAUUUUAUUUCCUUUACGUGUGCUAAUUAAUCGUGGCUUGCAAUGGGUGAGAAGGAAGAAGUCCUCAGAAAGUAAAUUGUAAAAACCCCAGAGUCCUAAAUAGCACUUACAGAAGAGUCAGUCCUUAUAACAUAGUCAGCAAAUGCUUUGAGGAGCUCAGCUUGUGUGUUUUAUUUUUAAGCAGCUUUGGAGUUUGUUUGAUUUAUUUUGGCAAGCGUUAAAAAGAAAGAAAAAAAACUGCCUGCGGUGUUAGCAGAAAUAAAAUCCUGUUGCAAGCAAGCUACGUUUCCCUGCUAUGCAAUAGGCUGCCAUAAGAUAAAAAGCUGACAAGUUUGCACUCAAUUAUGCCAAAAAAACCAACAAACCAUAGAGCUACAACAGCAUCUGACAAAUUCUGUUCUCAGACACGCUGCGCUAACAUUGAAUCUCACUGAAAAUAUUAAUCGUGUCUAAUCUGCUGUUUUAUUGUAAACUUGACUGUUUAGAUUCUCUUAAGUGCUGAGGUGAAAUCGUUGACAAGGGAGUUGCCUUAUAUCUCUCAAAACAUUCACUGUAUAAAGGAGAAAAAUAAACCUUUUCGUAUGUCUGGCAAAAAAAUAAUAAUAAUGUAUUAAAUUAUCAACUGAGCUGUAUAUUUGUGUAUAGAUAGACAAACGUGAAUGCCUCACCACGUCCACGUAGUGCCCUAGUGUUCUGUCCACAGACCAGCCGUGUGCUUUUGGUUUCUCCUCCUCCCCAUGCAGGCUGUUUACAGGUUUUACAGGUGUUGCCCCAGGUCUGUCCUUUCACCCUUUGGCUGUUUAUUUGAAAUAAACGCCAGCCAUGAAGUCCUUUCUCCAGCUUUGCUUCGGAGCCUGAUUCAGUGAGCGGCCUGCCUGCACUGCUGCUGACCCCUCGUGGCAAGGAGUUUGUAGGUGAGCAAAUAAAUGCAGGCCCUGGGAAAGGCAGCCUCUAGAGCUCCCAGCCUUCAGCCAGCACAAGGCUCAAGCGUAAGGUGCAGUAUUUUAAGUAAAAAUGAGGCUGAAGAGAAACUGUAUCUGGUCCGUGGUAAAUGGGGCUGUGAAUUACUUCACCAAUUUACCAUAAAUUCACCUCAGCUCUGAGGACGUCAGGCUCAGGGCAGCCCGGUCCCAUCCUCUGUGCCUGUUCUUGUCACAGCAGGCAGUGUCAGCGCAGUUUGUGCUUGCCAACUGCUGAAUCAGGAUCACAGCAGCCAGAGGGACUUCAUUUUAUCACUGUAACCACAGAACAAUCCCCCACCAAUUAAAUUGUGUAGGUGCAAACCCAGCACGGAAGGAAAACCAGGUUAUUUACUGCUAGUGAGAGGGAGAAAGCUGCUGGAAAUACAGCGCUCCUCAGCCUGGUGUAAACAACCUGCUGCCUCCGCCUGCGCCCUGAACGCCGUGUUCCCACCUAACGAAGCCCCUGCACUCGUGACAGAGCGCUCGUUAAUCACAGUCCCCUUCCUGCUGGUUGUUUGGGGUACCUGUUCUGCAUCUGGCAUCGUACUUGAAGCAGAGAACGCGGUGUCAGGAUUUGUGUUUAUCCAAACUGAGUAGGGAUCGUCGCUGUGUACUCAAUGCGAUUGCUUUGCUGCGAGCAGCAGAAGAGCCCUGUGCUGAAGCCUCCCAAGCGCGGCCGUCACGACUCCAGAGGCUGACGUUUCACUGGUUUUGUCACACCGCUCGAUACACAUCUUGAGUAAAGUCUUAAUCUUUUCUUUCAGGAAAACAACGACGAUGACAUCCUUAGUCUGUUCAAUGUAUCUGGCAGGCCAGAAUCAUUAUUUGACUGCUGUAUUAUUUUUAUCUCAAUUCUGGCUGACUGUAUAUAGAUGUACUCACUAAGUGCUGCAUGUCCUUCGGAACUUUUCUGUAUGAUGAACUGGAAAAAAAAAUACAGCUACUGAACACUCUGC
Messenger RNA from Anas platyrhynchos (mallard), 4144 nucleotides. RefSeq names its product receptor accessory protein 1 (gene REEP1). Gene Ontology annotation, cellular component: endoplasmic reticulum membrane; endoplasmic reticulum tubular network; cytoplasmic microtubule. Gene Ontology annotation, biological process: endoplasmic reticulum tubular network organization. Gene Ontology annotation, molecular function: olfactory receptor binding; microtubule binding. The record is from RefSeq and is a predicted model, not a curated record. NCBI's taxonomy places the organism in Eukaryota, Metazoa, Chordata, Aves, Anseriformes, Anatidae.